This is a messenger RNA of Osmerus eperlanus (European smelt), 988 nucleotides long. RefSeq lists its product as uncharacterized. The record is from RefSeq and is a predicted model, not a curated record. Gene Ontology annotation, molecular function: bitter taste receptor activity; G protein-coupled receptor activity. The transcript has a single exon. Bases 20 to 988 code for a protein of 322 amino acids. Gene Ontology annotation, biological process: G protein-coupled receptor signaling pathway; sensory perception of taste. Gene Ontology annotation, cellular component: membrane. Lineage: Eukaryota; Metazoa; Chordata; Actinopteri; Osmeriformes; Osmeridae.
UUGUGAAACGAACAGCACAAUGAUCGGAUCAACUCAGGUGUUCAUCUGGGUGUUGACCGGUCUGAUGGCCGUCCUCACUAGCUUCUUCAACCUGUACAUCAUCACGAUGAGUCUUGCGAGCUACAGGCAGCACAAGCACUGGACCCCCUGUGAGACCAUCAUCACAGCUCUGUCCGUGGCCAACAGCGUCCACCAACUGGUCUGCUACUUCUGGAUGACCAUGGACAAGAUCGACCCCUACUGCUACAUGCCCCAGACGCUUUACUCCCUGAUGCAACUAAGCGUCUCCAGCCUCAAGUUCACCGUCAUGUGGAACAGCGCUUUCCUGACCUUCUAUUACAGCACCAAGCUGGUCAUCUCUACCAUCCACUGCUACACCAAGAUCCAGGAGGCCAUCAUGAAGCACGUGACCACGGUACUCCUCCUCAUCCCCCUGUUGGGCCUGGGCGCCUGCAGUCCCAUGCUGGUGGUCCUCCAUCCACACAACCACACGGCAGCCGGCCUCGAUUGUGGCGUCGUCAUGCCCACCGACACCUCGGGAGACGUCUACCAGGCGGUGCACCUGAUCGUGGCUGACGUCCUCCCCGGCCUGGUGAUGUUGAAGUGCUGCGUGUCGAUCUCCGUCCACUUGGCCCUCCACCUGCGCCGCAUGAAGGCGACCACCGACGGCUCCCACGUCCCCAAGCUUGGCACUCAGAUGCGGGUGAUACGCAUGACUCUUAUGCUGGUGGCUCUGGACCUGUCCUUCCUCGUGGUGGAUCUCUACGUCCACUACCAGGUGUCUGCCAAACACAUCGGACUUUCCUUGCUGUUCACCUCCAUUUAUACCACCUUAAGUGCAGUGGUGCUGAUCUACGGGAAGAAGACCUUCUGGAAGAAUCUUCUCCACUCCUACAACAUCGGCCUGGACGAGUUUCCCUGUUUGGUCUUUCUGAAGGUACCAGAAAACAAGACCAAAAGCAACCCUGCCCAUCCAGUCAAACACUGA